This is a messenger RNA of Saccostrea cuccullata (small rock oyster), 867 nucleotides long. RefSeq lists its product as uncharacterized. The transcript has 3 exons. Bases 1 to 867 code for a protein of 288 amino acids. Lineage: Eukaryota; Metazoa; Mollusca; Bivalvia; Ostreida; Ostreidae. The record is from RefSeq and is a predicted model, not a curated record.
AUGUCAGUGAAGUAUUUAACUAAACUGUAUUAUUAUAAUAAUGUACUUGCCGAAAAGUGUUUGAUAUGGCUUAUUAUUGAUUACUUAUUAAAUAAUUUAAUAAUUAAUUGCCAGUCAAGGAAAGAAACAAACUGCCUCGCUGUUAAAGAGGAGAGCUACCCUAAAAAGAACGGAAAGAGAAGACCGGAUCAGAAAAUUCCCGUCUGCAACGUUUAUUCAACGAGUCUAAAAGCCUGCCAACAUCAAACUGUGGGCAAAACAGCGCAGCCACCGUGUAGGGAGGGCACAAUUCAAAAAGCCUGCCCACAGCUGACAGGGGGCACAACAUACCAACCGUGUAAGGAGGGCAUGAGUCCAAAAGCCUGCCAACAGCGGACAGGGGGCACAAAAGUGAACCCACCGCUAAAGGAGGGCAAGAGUCCAAAGGCCUGUACACAGCGGACAGAGGGCAAAACAGCGAACCCACCGCUAAAAGAGGGCAUGACUCCAAAAGCCUGCCCACAGCAAACAGGGGGCGAAAAAGCGUAUCCACCGCUAAAGGAGGGCACAUGCACAACGGCCUUCCAACAGCUGACAGGAGGCAAAACAGCGUUUCAAACGCUAAAGGAGGGUAUGACUCCAAAUGCCUGCCCUCAGCAAACAGGGGGCAAAACAGCGUAUCCACCGCUAAAGGAGGACACGAGCCCAAAAGCCUACCAACAACAGUCGGAUUGCUUAGAGGAGGCUAUUUACCUGAAUAAUGAGCUGGAAACCUGUGACACUGGGGAGUCUUUGGUCUGGGACGGGGAGGAGACAAUGUACUGGAACACAGGGGUCGCUUCUGACCGCAGUUCGGACUCCUCGGGCUACAUUAAAAUGACCUUAUAG